Messenger RNA from Adineta ricciae, 4332 nucleotides. Lineage: Eukaryota; Metazoa; Rotifera; Eurotatoria; Adinetida; Adinetidae. The record is from the annotation of a GenBank genome assembly.
AUGACGUUAAAAAGUCGGAUCAAUCAAAUCUUCGAUGAUAAUACAAACUAUGCACACGCCCAGCAAGUACUUAAUCAGGCUAAUUCAUUGAAAUCAUUAUCGAGUGAUUUAUACACGGAUCCUAUACGAUUUGUAUAUGAACUUAUUCAAAACUGUGAUGAUUCCUGUCAAACGAAUUCAAUACUUCGUAUUGCAAUCGUCGAACAUCGAUAUUUGAUUGUUUGUCAUGAUGGAAAACCAUUUGAUAGGGACGAUAUUUCCGGCUUAUGUGAUGUAGGAUGUAGUACAAAAGGACGUGAUGAACAAAAAACUGGUUACAAAGGUUUAGGUUUUAAAUCUGUCUUUGGCCAAUCGGAUUAUGUACUGAUUGUAUCGAACGGUGAAUUUUUUCGAUUUGAUGCCAAAGCAGAAGUAUUCAAAACGAAAUGGAAUUUAGCAUGGGGUACGAGUCGAGCAACUUGGGAAGAAAAAAAUGGUAAAACGUUUGAAUACCCUUGGCAAAUCUGUCCGAUUUGGACGGAAAAGAAUGAAGUGCCUAGAUCCAUUCGAGAAUGGUUGAUCGGAAAAGUCGAUGCUGUUGGAACUAUUGUGCACUUAAGAGAUCCAAAUGAAAUAGUACACGCUCUUGAAGAAAUAACAAAAGAACCACAUGUUUUUAUGUUUCUUCGAAACAUUCGAACUAUUCGUUUUUCGUUCAAUUCUUCCAAAGAAACAACUUUAUCGAUCAAUCAACUACGGGAUGGCUCGACACAAAUUAUUUACGAUGGCCAGGCUAAAUCACAUUGGCUGUUGCACCGAUCUAAUAUGUCUAUUCCCAGCGAUGCACGUAUUGAUCCUCGUUUGCCAGAUAAACUUCGUGUUGUAAGUACUAUCGAAGUUAGUCUCGCAGUUAAGAUAGAUAAAAAUGAUAACAUCGAAAGUCUUCAAGGACGUUACAAUCCACUGUUUGCUUAUCUUCCAACAAAAAUAACAACAUACGACUUACCGAUAGUAGUCAAUGCUCAAUUUUCGAUCAACGCCAGUCGAGAACAUAUUCAUACGGAUUCUCCGUGGAACCAAUUUAUUUUCUCCCGUCUUCCGUAUGAAACCAUUCAUUGGAUAAGUCAACUUAUGAAACAAGAGAAAUGGAAAGAGAAAGCAUUCGAUCUCUUACCAAAGCCAAUACUCGGUCAAGAUGCUCUGUCGAAAAGUUAUAAUGACAAUUAUUUAAAAGCUGAAUCAGAUAUGUCUUUUAUACCCAAUGAUUUCAAACAGUUAUUGAAAGUUAGAGAAGCAAUUAUUGAUAUAACUGGUUUUUCCAAACCAGAUUGUCUCGGUGAUAAACUUAUUCGUGAUUAUAUCGUUAAUGCAUUUCCUCCAAUGCCAAGUAUGGCUGAACAUCCUUUUGUGGCCAACAACAAACGACUACGUCGAUAUAAAAUUACGAGCUUUGAGUGGGAACAUUGCUUGACUAUGUUGAAAUCGAUGGAAUUUUUUAUUAGUUUUACCCCAGAACAAGACAUUCAGUUUAUCUCUUAUCUUUUCAUGCAUCAAAAUCUUGCACAUAUUCAAUGUCGUCUACGACAAUUGCCAUUUCUUAUGGAUCAUAAAGGAAUACUACGAACUAUGGAUCAGAUUUAUAUUCCAUCGCAUUUUAUCAGUACAGAUUGGUCAACAGCGAAUGAUACUGACCCAUAUGUGCAUGAAAAUGUUAUGAUUUGGUUGAAAACUCAAGUUCCAGUUCUUAAUUGGCUGAAAUCUCUCGGUGUCGCAGAGAAAACAGACGAAAUGUAUAUACGUCGAAAGAUUAUACCUAAUGUCCGUAAGUAUGCCAAUCGAGAAAACACAAUAGGAACAGUGAAGAAACUUCUCGAUAACUUCCAGCAUGGUUUUUUACCAAAUGAUGUGUUAUUCCACUUGAAAAAAUUGAAACUAUUAUCCAUGGAAGAUAAACUCGUGUCUGCUGAUGAACUGUAUUUUACAGAUGCGUAUUUUCCUCGUUUACGAUUGGACAAUUUCCAUCUGGACAGCAGCAAAUUUCUUUCUCCGGUAUAUCUAAAGGAAAUUCCAAAUGCGAACAAUACUUUAAAGUCACUGUUUCUUGCCAUCGGUGUUCAAGAAGAUAUCAGAUGGAUUUCAUUCGAUGAAGAACAGCACAAUCAACUAGUCGCUGCUUAUCGAUUUAAACAAACAGAAAAUCUUUAUCGCUAUGGUCUAAUGCAAUUUCAUUCUCGUCGAACGUUUCCAUUUCUCGAAAUCACGCAAUACAAUUACGAUUUCUCAGUUUUCUUUUGGCAGCAUAUCAUACAAGUUGUUCAAUCUCAUGAAAUCAACGAAAAAGAAACUCUGGUAUCUCCUCAACAGCAGACCUUCAAGGUUGAUAAUCUACCUACUUGGUUCGUUCGAUCCCAGACCUGCAUACCGACGACGACGAGACAACUAUUGAAAAGUAUGGAUGUCUUUUCCAGUGAUUUGCGAGCAAUUGCAGGUAAUUUCUUACCGGUAUUCGCAUGUAAAGUCGUGAGUCCAUUUCCACCUGCAUGGCAACAGUUUUUUCAAUUCAAAACGCAAUUUUCCAUUUAUGAUCAUAUUCACCUGUUAAAUUCCUUCUAUGAAAGUUCAAAACAGUCUUCUCUGAAUGACGAGAAUGAAAAUUGUAUUCAGCGUCUUUAUAGCAGUUUGAUCAGUUGUCUUCAGAGCGAAAACAGAAACGUUUUAGAUCAAUAUCGGCCUAGUGCACCAUUUUAUCUGCUGAGUACAAACAGCAAUGAAUUCCUUCCAAAUACGAGUCUUGUUAUAUCCUCAACUAAAGAUUUACAUCUACCUAAUCAGAUUCCUCAAUUGAAACUAAGCACUGGCAAUGCUCGAGAUACACGUCUAGGACAUUUACUUGACUUUUUCAAUAUUAGAACUAUUGGAAUUCGUGAUUUAACUCUACCAACGACUAUUCCUGCACUACCAUCACUUGCCCUACGAGCCAAGUUACGCGACGUUCAAGCUUCACUCCUUGAUUUAGCACAAACUCAGGACAUUACUCAUCAUCGAAUUGAUUAUGAUUUAGAAGUCUACGAAGUUGAUCGACUGGAGUUAUUCUACAAUGAAACGAUUCCUGUUCUACAGAAAGACAUUCACAUUGUCAAUAACCGAGUGUACAUCACACGUCCGUGGGCAUCGCAUAAAACGCUAACGAAACUAUCAGAGGUUCUUUGUCAAGAAUUUCAAUUGCCAUCGAAUUUUGGAUCGCAAAUUCUGCAAUUAUUGUUACGAGAAGAACAGGGUGCACCUUCCACAAUGCUUCCUUCGUUUGAUUCGACACUAGAUUUACCUGCUGCGCAAGGAACACGCCAAAAACUCGCUAUCAGCAUCGAGCGCGACAACCAACAGCUAUUUAGUCAAUUAAAAAUCAACGACGAAACCACUCCUGCUGAACUUCUUCUUCGUGGACUUGAAGCACAAAACUCAUCACACUCAGGAUUUGUCUACUAUUACACGCAUUUAGAAAACGCCGUUUCAAUCCUUCGCAAUGGACUUAUCGAAUGUCGAAGUCACCUGUCACCGAACGAUAUUCAAGACGAAACACGUUCGGAAGUGAAAGAUUAUGUCCGUUUUUACUUUCGCCCAUUAACCUUAGCACAAUAUCGUGAUGAAAAUCUUGGUCGAGCAAAUCUUUCUCAAUCGAACAACAAUCAAUCAAUAUGCCCUGUGCCCGUCAUCUUCCGCAUAGAGCUAGAAUCUAUAUUAGCAAUCGAAAACAUUCAGUGGACGAUUGACCCGGGAAAUAUGUUUGAGUCUCAAAGUGACUUUGAAAAUAUCUUCGAUACGAUAGGCAAAUUCGAUUUUCAAGGUGUUUAUGCUGAUCUACGCACAGAACGUGGUAAAUACAGUUCGCAACAAGAGUUUUUAAUUGAAACACAACUGGAUUUGAAUCAACUGGAUACCUCAGAUAUCACACUUAUUUUUCAAGAUCAAAACGCCUGCGAUAGUUUGGAAUGUAUGGUUACCCAUGAUCACCGUUCAGUAGUCGAUACAAGUUAUUAUUUCAAUUUGAAUUCUCGAAUUCUAAUCGAUUAUACUGACAUGGAUAAUGAAAUCACCAUUUCCAUUGUUAAUUUGAAUAAACUCGUCAACUCCGGCCAAUUAAUUCUUCAAUUAUCAGGCGAUGACACCAAUCGAACAAUUCAAGGUAACCUGAAUGCAUCUUUUCAACGAGUACGCUGUUUACUACAAAGACAAAAAUCAUCUAUGGCUUAUCCAUACGAAUACAUCGGCACCUUGUUUUAUUCCCCCUGUGCAAUAAGUGUGACAAGCAAAGGAAAAGCUUCAUCAUAUUGUUCUUGCUUCGACUUCUUUUAA